Messenger RNA from Cylindrotheca closterium, 2517 nucleotides. NCBI's taxonomy places the organism in Eukaryota, Bacillariophyta, Bacillariophyceae, Bacillariales, Bacillariaceae. The record is from the annotation of a GenBank genome assembly.
AUGGAUGCUUUGAAAAGUGCUUUCCUCUUCCUUGCGUUCUACGUAGCAACGUCUGCUGCGGGGAACAUGCCCUAUGAUAUCAGUGAUACACCUGAUUCAACUGGAGUCCAAGCCAACGCGCAAAAGCUUCCCUGUACUCUUUUCAUUCGGGAGACAGAUUAUACUGAUGGAUCGGAUGGGAGUGACUGGGAAUGUAAGGUCUCCUCAAAGGACGCCCAAAGUGCUGGCGCUUCUUCUACCGCCCGUUCUGCCAUGGUAGCUAUCGAUGGAAUCGAUCUCGUCCUAGCUGCCAAACCAGACAUCAAAAGUGGCGUUACAACAUUAUUUGCCGAGGGUGCCAUCUUGUCUGAUCGCACUCUUACAAUUAUUGCCAGCAACACCCUUUCGUUUGGUGAAAUCGUUUCUUCAUCUUCAAGAAGAAAGCUAUCGGCCAAAACUGGACCUCUAGAAGUUCUAGUGGUCCGAGUGACCACCAAGGAUGGUUCUUUGACCAAAGACGCUGCUGGGAUCAGUGAUGAUUUGUUUGGAACUGGAACUGACCUUGUGAAUUUCAAAUCCCAAACGGAAGCGUGUUCCAACAAUGCCAUCACCAUUACCCCUGGAACGGGAUCUGGAACUGGAUGCGCUGAUAACACUGGUUAUAGCGCUGGGACAACCACAACUGGAGAGGCUGCAGACUGUGACUGGUUUGUAAACCAGAUGGAGCAAAACGAUGGACGAGACGAAUGUAGUUCUGCUGUCUAUGGAGAUUUUAUUGAUGUCAACGGAAGUGGGCAAAGCGCCCGAGAAGCUUGCUGUAUCUGUAGCGGUGGUACUCCCCAAAGUUACAACAACGAUAUCAUGAUUACGGAUGGUGUCAUUGACAUCUCCGUAAACGUAAACGCCAAUGGACUCAAUCGGUUCGAUCUUGAAGACUUGGUCGAAAACCAGUUGGAGGAUCUCUUUUAUGUCAAUGAUCUUGGUAGCAGAUUUGAUAAUGUCCUCAUGUGUGUACCACAGGGUACAUUCCGCCCAUCAGAUAACUCAAUCGGAUGGAUUGCCUAUGCUUACGUCGGAGGAUGGUUGUCUGUCUACAAUGGAGAUGAUCAGUGCAAUGAUCCGUCAACCCACUUGCACGAAGUCGGACACAAUUGGGGAUUGCAGCAUGCCUCCGAUGAGAAUGACUGUAUUGAAGACAGAACGGCUGGUGGUUACUGCAAUAUCGAAUACGGGGAUAUGACUGGAGUCAUGGGAUAUUCAACACUCAAUCUUGAUGAUGAAAUCUUUGGAAACAAGUAUUGCUUCAACGGUGCACACUCCUGGCAAUUGGGAUGGUACACAGCCUACGAAGAGGAAAUCGAUCCAUUGACAACAGCAUACAUCGGGAAACUGGCAGGUGUUGGGAAACUCCCCAACGUGGGCCCUGAGGAAAAGGUCGUUCUCAAACUCGCGUACCCUAUUCAAGAUUACUAUGUGAUGUACAAUCAUGCCAUUGGAGCAAAUGAAGGAACUGUCGAGGGAGUGAAUACAGUCACCGUUACUUCCAAAGAGAACGAUGCUCAGGCCAAAACCUUCUUGUUGGCCGAGUUGCAGUCUGGUGCUUGGUUCACAGCCCAGUCGUCCGAUGGUGUAUCCCUUUUUACCAUUUAUGUGACAGCCAUUGACGACAGCACCACUGGAACUGCAGAUGUUGAAGUAUUCCCAGGAGCUUUAGCGGAUCGUCCAGACACAACAGUCGUUACUACGCCAGCUGGAUCCAACGGAGACCCUCACUUCAAGACUUGGAAGAAUGAGCAUUAUGAAUACCAUGGACAGUGUGAUAUGAUCCUCGUCAAGGAUCCUGGCUUUGCCGAUGGUUUGGGAAUUGAAAUCCAAAUCCGCACGAAACUUGUUCGUUACUGGAGUUACAUCAAGAGUGUUGCCAUUCGUAUUGGUGACGAUAUCCUUGAAGUGGAGGGUUCAGCUGAUCCCAGCACCACCACCUCUGACCUUCGUUACUGGUACAAUCUCGAAUUCCAAUCUCCCAUGAAAACUCUUGGUGGCUUUCCCAUUAUCAUCAAGAAGAGAGAAUACAGCCACUACAAGCGUGGACUCGAGAUCGAUUUGGGUCCCAUCUUCCCUGGUGAGAAGAUUGAAAUAGCUGCCUGGAAGGAGUUCAUCCGUGUUGACUUUCAGAACGCCUCUGCUGCCUCGUUUGGCAACUCGGUUGGUCUUCUUGGUGAUUUCCACACUGGCAAGACGUUUGGCCGUGAUGGCGCCACGGUCCAUGACGACUUUUUCCGCUUUGGAAACGAAUGGCAAGUCCUUCCAUACGAGGAUAUGAUGUUUCACAUUGUCGAACAACCACAAUUCCCAAAGCAUUGCAUCGAGCCAGAAGAUCCUCAAGGGGAACGGUUUCGUCGUCGAUUGGAGGAAUCUUCUAUUGAACAAAAAGAUGCCGAACAAGCCUGUGCCAGUCUCAUGGAUGCGCUCGAUCGCAAGGACUGUGUCUACGAUAUCCUUGCCACUCAAGACUUGGACAUGGCUGGAGCCUAUUAG